UUUUUUGACAUGUAUAGCAACUGGUUUAUAUCAUUGCUAUGUCUUUUCAUUGUAUUUUUAUCUUGCCUGUCAAUAGGAUUUGGAAGUUGGUUUGAAACAAACAAUUUAAUCAGCUCAUCUUCAGCUACUAUCAGUGAACUUUUCUCGUUCCUUAAAUUGUCCCUGCAUUCUUCCGAGGCAAAUCAUGCCAUUCAGUUGACAUUUGGCUUAUGGAAGUACUGUAUUAUAGACCAUAUCAACCAUACGCAUGUAUGCUCACCUACACGAAUGAAUUUUCAUAUCGAUACGAAAUCAAUUAUUCACUAUCUAAACAAUAAUCAUUUAAACAAUGUCCCUGCUCUGUCGGCCACAUCGUACGUCCGUGUCAUUUCUUUGCUCUUUGCUACCUUGGGGGCUGUGCUCUCUAUUGCCCGGAAAAAAAAGAGAGACUUACAGAGAAAGGCAAUUUUGAAAUUCAUCAGCUUACAGAGUUUAAUCAGCGCGACAUUAACCGCCACUGCGCUGGGAGUAACCCUAAGAGAUUACACAACUGAUAUUCAAUCAGCUUGUAUGGGUCUGGAAAAUGGUUAUAUCUGCUCAAGUUACACACCUAGUUUUGAAAUUAUAUUAAUUGGAAUUUCAAUCGGUCUUUUUGUGGUCUGUACUGCCUUUGGCAUCAUUUGUUCUCAAUUGUCUCCUCCACCUGUAAUCGAUACGUAUGCUCACUAUUCUGAAAACCAAAGCAUUCACGACACCUCAAGUAUCCAAGUGAUUAAUGAGAAUGUACCAGAUAGCGAUAGUCAUGAUAUGGAAAAACUCGAAUUAGAUUAUAGCAGCCCAUCAUCAUCCUCAAACCAGCGAGCGUCUUUAAGACCACCACCACAGCGACAGCGAUCUGUACGAACCAACGAUAAAAGAACAUCUGUCGUUGAAAACAAAGUAUAUUCAGAUGCCGAUGAAACGCAUCAUGAUGCGGUACCUAAUGACUUCUAUUCAUCUUUUGGACAAGAAAAUAUCUUGUCAUACCUUUGGGCUUUCCAAGGGAAUUAUGUGGCUGCAGAUGAUUCAUCUCAGUCUUCCUAUAACCAUCGAACAGACUCUAUUGGAAGUCAACUGUAUGCUGUUGGUGCACUUGAAGCACAAUCAAACCAUACUUUAGGAGGAAGUAUGUGUCUGAACAACACAAAACGUAAUUCGUCUUCCAUUGGCUAUUACAACACAAACAAUAACUCUUCUUUUAGCGGCGAUGAAGAAGACAUCACUACUCAAGCAGGUACCAGCAAUAAUAUACCCACUCCACUCACGUCAGAUUACCUUACGCAAAACGAUACCUUAUACAAACGUAUUGAUGACUAUCUUCGCUUAAAAGACAAGCAAUAAUAAUUGUACAACUAAUCGUGUAAAUAAAUAAAUGAUUCUAGA
This is a messenger RNA of Gilbertella persicaria, 1401 nucleotides long. RefSeq lists its product as uncharacterized. NCBI's taxonomy places the organism in Eukaryota, Fungi, Mucoromycota, Mucoromycetes, Mucorales, Choanephoraceae. Bases 10 to 1359 code for a protein of 449 amino acids. The transcript has 4 exons. The record is from RefSeq and is a predicted model, not a curated record.